ACUGUCAAAAGUUAGAAACAGAGAUACAAGAUAUAUAUAUAUAUAUAUUGUGUGUACGUGUGAGAAAAAAGUAGUCCACUUAUUACAACAGUAUUUAGACUGAUAUAAUAGAAGGAAAGAAAUAUUUCUUAUAUUAAAUCAACAUGUCUAAGACUAAGAAAGAUGCACGCAAGAAUGAGGAACAUAGUAGUUUCUCUUCUUACACAUCUUCAUCGUCAGAUGAAGAAGUGGAUGCAAGAGAUUUAAAACCAAUCAAAGAAUAUUUGUCUGAUCGUAAGGAAUUAGGCUGUCAACUUUUUAAGUCUGUUAAACCAGAAAAGAUACGCAUGAUGUUACCUCAGAUUCUGAAACAAGCAGAUUUGAAGGAAUUGGAACAAUGGUGUGUGAGUGAACUAAACGGUAUGUCUAAAACUCGGAUAUUAUCGAUAUUAAAUGACAAACCUAUGCUGGAAUCUUCAGACACAAGUGAAACUGAAGACUCAGGACCAUCAUUAGAAAUCAUUUCUGAUACGGAAGAAUGGAUGACAGAUGAUGAUGUAUGUAAGAAGGAAGAUGAUGGGACGAAGAAGUUAAAGAAAAAUAAAAUAAAAGUUAAAGGAAAAUCACAAAUCAGUAAGACAAGCGAUACAGAUAAGUCUAACGUCAAAAAUAAAGUCACUAUUAAAAAUGAUAAUAUCGAUAAAACCAAAGACGUUAAAAUAAAAAAGGAAGGCAGUAAAGAUAAAGAAAAGGAAGGAGACAGUUUGUUAGAUUUGUUGGAGCUAGAGAUGCGAGCGCGCGCAAUAAGAGCUUUGAUACGAAAAGAGGAAGACAUAAUUCCAUCUGCCAAUUCGUCGCAAACAAAUAACACUCAAACGACUGAUAAUGAUGCUAAGAUACUACAAGAUGAUGCAAUAGCAAAAGAGGACUAUCGUAAACAACUAGAAAGAAUUAUCAAUGCUAAGCAAGGUAGCAUCGGUGAAGAUGAAGAUGUUGUCUUAGUGGUACAACCUACCCCGGUUGUCGAGUUGUUAUCUAGCGAGAGUGACGGAGAAAACAAUGAAGGUAGUGUAAAUGAUAAGUUGAAAAAUAAACAUGUAACAGAAACUGAGAAAUCUACAAGCAGUUCUAACGAAAACGUGAAGAUUAUGCAACUUCCACAAGACUCGAAGGAAAGGAAGGAAACUCAACAAGAAACAGCAUCGCAAAAUAAUACAGAUAUUGUAUUCAGAGUCGAUUUAAACACUAGAGGCGCAACGAAAACGAAAAUGUCAGAGAGAAACGUAGAUAUAAAGAACAAUAUUUUAUCGAUAUCUAUUUCUGCGGAUAACGUUGCAGAUAAACGAAAAAAAUCGAAGAGAAGGUUACGCACAAAAUCGCAAGUUGCUCCUUCUACCUGUAAUAUCGUUCAAGAUUCCCCUAGGUCCAAACGAAUUAAAAAUAUUGAAGUUACAGAACAAUUAGUUAUAAGAGAUGAAAAUGUUAACAAACAGUCGGAAACAAGUUCGACCUUGGUUGAAACAGAAGUUACCGCCGAAGAGAAGAAUAGUGCGAAAGAGGAGAUCGCAGAGGAAAGUAAAGUUGAGAAAGAAAAAUCAGCAGACUCAGAUGAGAUUAUUGAUUUAGACGAUUAUUGUGAUGUUAUGGAUAUUGACAACUGUGACGAUGAUAAAAGUCAAGAUAAAAUUAUCGUUCCUUCCCAGCACGAUAAAGAAUCCGUGUCUCAGCCUCUAUCGAGCGCGCAAACAUCGGAAUCGUCAGAAACUUGGGCGUCACGUUAUUAUCAAACUGACGAUGUACAGAACGUAAUAAAAGAAUCGAAGAUUCAAUCCGAGAUUCGGAAACGUUUGAGGGAACGUCAGAGACUAUCCAAACUGAACAAAUCGCCAAAUACAAAUUUAUCUUCCCAGACCUCAGCGAAUCAGACAACUAGUGUCGUAUCCGAAAAAGUCCCAACAGGAUCGGUAGAAGAAUACUUAGCAUUGAAGCGUGCAUCAAACACGAAUAUUAGCGUUAGUAACAGUGAUAGUAAUGUCAUUACUAUACAGGAUAAUUCUGCAACUGUUAGUUCCAUUAACGACAUAAACACGGAGAAUCUAGUACAGGAUGAAAGUAAUCCUUUCCAUCCAGAAUCUACAAAUAGUACAAACGUUGCAAUAGAAACUAAUUGUCCUCCCUCUUUACCCACCGAAGCUGUCAUUACCGAAGCUGUCACUACUGAAGUUGUUACCGCUGAAGCGAGGGAAGAAAUUACAGAAACAACAAAUGAUACAGAACCCACUUAAUUCA
This is a messenger RNA of Dinoponera quadriceps, 2268 nucleotides long. RefSeq lists its product as uncharacterized. The record is from RefSeq and is a predicted model, not a curated record. Bases 144 to 2264 code for a protein of 706 amino acids. NCBI's taxonomy places the organism in Eukaryota, Metazoa, Arthropoda, Insecta, Hymenoptera, Formicidae. The transcript has 4 exons.